UUGAGAAGCGUAGUCAUUCAGUGGGUGAGAUUAUUACAGUUGAAGAGAAAUGGCGACCAUGACUGUCAAAAUAAGCUCCAAGGAAACAAUUAAACCAUCAUCUCCAACACCCCAACACCUUAGAAAUCACAACCUUUCCUUUAUGGACCAACUUGCACCAAACAUGUAUAUUCCCAUCAUUUUUUUCUAUCAUGCCAAGAAUGACCGGGACAUUGAUCACGUCCAAAGAUCCUCUCAGCUUAAAAAGUCCCUUCAACAAACCCUCAACCACUUUUACCCUUUGGCUGGCACCUUCAAAGAAGACUACUCCAUCGACUGCAACGAUAAUGGAGUCGAGUUUUGUGAGGCUCGGGUUGGGUGCCAAUUAUCAGAAGUUCUCCAACAAUUUGAUACAGAAAUCUUGAACCAGUUUUUGCCAUUUGGAGCCCACACUAAUGGCGCAAAAACUGAAAGUAGGGAAGUUCUCUUAGCUAUCCAAUAUAAUAUCUUUCAAUGUGGCGGAGUAGCCAUUGGUGUAUUUGUUUCCCACAGGAUCGCAGAUGGAACUUCAGCAACAACAUUUCUUAAUGCAUGGAGCGCUACGUCCCGUGGAGACGCUGUAGCUAUAUGUCCAAAGUUUGAUGUGGCCAAUUUCUUCCCAAAGAAAGAUAUGAAUUGGUACAAACGAGACAACUUCUUGUCAAAGGAAAAGGUCGUGACAAGAAGAUUGGUGUUCAACAAAUCAAGCAUAGCUGCUUUGAGAGAAAAGGCUUCUCCAGCUGCAGAUUCCCAUGUAAAGGCGCAGCACUACUUUCCAACCCGUGUGGAGGCAGUUUCAGCAUUGAUAUGGGGACGUCUCAUGGCGAUAUCUAAAUCAAAACCAGCACCAGCAAAAUUCAUUCGAGCAAGUCAUGCAGUCAACUUACGCGUAAGGAUGGUUCCACCCAUGCCCAUGUAUUCCUUUGGGAAUCUUUGGUACAACGCUUCUGCAAUUGUAUCACCAAACGAGAAUGUUGACAGUGACAACAAUCUAGUUAUUCUCGGGAGCAAACUGAAUACUGCAAUAAAAAAAAUCAAUGAUGAUUGUGUGAAGCAACUACAGAGCGAUGCAAUAUUGGAUUCGCUCAAAAAGGCGGUCGAGCGGUACCAUUCAAUUGGUGACAUGGAGUCCUAUAACUUCACUAGCUGGUGCAUGUUUCGUUUCUAUGACGUCGAUUUUGGAUGGGGGAAGCCAACCUGGGUGUGUUGUCCUAGUAUGCCUUUUAAGAAUCUCAUCGUCAUGAUGAGUACCAAAGACGAGCAAGGAAUUGAGGCAUAUGUUAACAUAUCAGAGGAAGACUCGAUCAUAUUUGAUAGUGACAUUGAACUCCUUCCAUUUGUUUCUAGGACAAUUGGAGACUAAAUAUUGCCCAUGCAACCUUUCGUUUGGGACUAAUUUACUUACUAUAUAAUAAUCUUCCAGAUUUGUGUUUGUUGCAAUAUUUAGUAUUUCGUUCUUACCCAAUAACUUUGUAACCCUUCAG
This is a messenger RNA of Juglans microcarpa x Juglans regia, 1502 nucleotides long. RefSeq names its product stemmadenine O-acetyltransferase-like. Lineage: Eukaryota; Viridiplantae; Streptophyta; Magnoliopsida; Fagales; Juglandaceae. The record is from RefSeq and is a predicted model, not a curated record. The transcript has a single exon. The coding region runs from base 50 to 1381 and encodes 443 amino acids.